Candidozyma haemuli is the source of this 588-nucleotide messenger RNA. RefSeq names its product import motor complex subunit (gene PAM16). The record is from RefSeq and is a predicted model, not a curated record. Gene Ontology annotation, cellular component: TIM23 mitochondrial import inner membrane translocase complex. Bases 1 to 588 code for a protein of 195 amino acids. The transcript has 2 exons. Gene Ontology annotation, biological process: protein import into mitochondrial matrix. NCBI's taxonomy places the organism in Eukaryota, Fungi, Ascomycota, Pichiomycetes, Serinales, Metschnikowiaceae.
AUGGCCCACAGAUUACUCGUUAACGUCAUUUUCACAGGUGCCUCUGUGUUUGGACGUGCCUUUACGGAGGCCUACAAGCAAGCAGCCAAAGCUAGUGCAUCUGCUGCUGCUACUGGCGCUACCAAGGCCAAGUCUGCCGGCGGAAUCCCAGUUGAGGAGGCAUUGAAGAUUUUAGAUAUUGAGAAGGAAGAGAUUUCUCCUGAAGAAAUAGAAAAGAAGUACCAGUACCUUUUCGAUGUGAACUCGAAAGAAAAGGGUAACUCCUUCUUCUUGCAAUCGAAGGUUUAUUAUGCCUCAGAUACUUUACGGAAGGAGCUAGAGUAUCUACAAAAGAUGAGGGAGGCCAAGAAUGGCGAAAAGGAGACGCUAUUGGGAAAGCAAUGGUCUACUAACAUGCUCGUUGACCAACAGUUGGACCCUCAGCAAACAGUGGCUGAGAACUUGAACACUGAACAACAUAUCAAACAUAAGCUAUUGACUAUUGACUAUACGGUUUGUCUACUACAGAGAAGAGUUCAGGCUUACGAAAUUCAGGUGUUCAUCAGUGACGGACUGGAAACUUAUGACUACAGCAGAACAACUAAAUAA